Patiria miniata (bat star) is the source of this 1394-nucleotide messenger RNA. RefSeq lists its product as uncharacterized. The transcript is spliced from 9 exons. The record is from RefSeq and is a predicted model, not a curated record. Bases 99 to 965 code for a protein of 288 amino acids. Lineage: Eukaryota; Metazoa; Echinodermata; Asteroidea; Valvatida; Asterinidae. Gene Ontology annotation, cellular component: membrane.
UAUGCGCUGUGUACAGUACGCCGUGCCAGGCAGUGACGACGGUAGAGAAAACAGGAACACUCCAGCGCAAGAAUCCAGAGAUACUUUCUGUCACAGUGAUGGCCACUACUAACGCCCCACCUACCUACGUGGCUGCGCCUCAGCCUGUCGGCCAGCAACAACUGGUGACGGUGCAACCCGCUGCCGGCGUUACUUUCGGCACGGUCAACCCACAGCCUCGAAGUGGUAACUGGAAGGGUAUUCUAUGGACAGGAAUAAUUCAAGUGGUUUUGGGUUCCUUAACCGUCAUUUUUGGGAUUGCCACCGUGACUGCAUUUGGCCGGUUCUACUAUAUCAGUGACAUCGGAUCUCCAAUUUGGUGUGGUAUAUUAUUCUACGUCGUCGCUGGAAUCUUGGGCAUAGUGUCUGGAUGGAAGAAGAAUUCCGGAGUGGCUGUCGGCUACAUGGUCAUGUCCAUCUUGGCUUGUUUGGCGACGUGCUGCGUCAUUGGUUUCGGUGCUGCCAGGAUGUCAGCCAUCAAUCAAGUCUGUCAUCCAAUUUAUACGCGUUAUCGUUAUAGCUACAGGUACCAGGUCGUCUCGUACUAUGACCACCCUCCUUCAUUCUGUUAUUUGCAGGCGGCCAUCAAUGGUGUUUAUGCUAUACUGAUACUUCUCGCCUUGGUGGAGUUUGUUGUCGCCAUCGUUGGUGCCAGCAUGACCUGUGGUCCCCUCUGCAGUGGUGGAUCAGCAACUCGGACUGUGAUCCAAUACCAAGCUCAACCACACCUGGUGGUUGCCACACAACCCCAGGGACCGGCUUUCUACAACAUUCCUGGUCAGCCACAAGUUGCCUACCCAGCCCAGCAGGGGCAGUAUCCGCAAGCUCAAGCGCCCCCAACCGCCUACCCAGCCCAGCAGGGGCAGUAUCCGCAGGCUCAAGCGCCCCCCACCGGUGAACAACAGUACCAAGAACUCGUUAAAUAGGUCAUCGAUGAUCUUUGACCUGAUGGAAUCACGAUAUCUGGAGUUGGAAGAAGAAAUAAAUUCUUGAUUUUUCAUGUUAAGCUGUAUCUGGAUGUACAUUAGGUUUUAGCCGUUCAUGCAAUGCGUCAAGAAAUAGAUUUAGAGGCAAUGAAAUAAUAUUGUCCUGCUCCUUUCUAGAAUAAUUCAAAUGAAAGUUGGAGAACUGAUUGACGCUUAUUUUUUUUUUUAUAAAUGAAGAAAGCAUAACGUACUCAGAUAUUUACUGAAGAGCUGUUGUUUCAUAAAGGAUAAUGUAUUUUUUACACAGACUAAUAUUGAAAUAUUUUUCGAAAUCACGGCAUCGGAUGCAGACAUUGGCUUAAUUUGUUGAGCUCCCGUGCACUGUAGGGAUUUUGGCAUCAUCGGAUUUUGUUGCCACAUAUUCGAAGA